CAAUCGCCCAAACAGACAAAUCCAAAUCACCACAAACAUGCUCUGUAUCUUUCCUCGAGAGAAAGAGGGGACAAAAUGUUUCUUUGAGAGUACAAGUGGGUACAAUUCCGCUGCCCAAAGUUGAAUCCCAAACCAUUAUUCCAUCUGCUUCAGCUUUUCACAAAUCUUAAAACCCAUAAGCUCUGUUUUUUUUAGGGGUUGCUCGAAAUCGGUAGCUAUGGAGGUUGGAAAGAGGGUAGAAGAGGAAGCAGGGCCGUCUUCGGCCGGGAAAAUUGAUGAGCUCCGGGGGGAGAAGCUGCCGCAGACGGCGAGUGGGAAGCAAAGUGAGGAGUCCGAGGUCGGAGAAGAAGAGGUUGAUGAUAAAGAGGGGUUCACUCCAGGGCCUUUGCUUUCACUUAAAGAACAGAUUGACAAGGAUAAGGAUGAUGAAAGCCUGAGAAGGUGGAAAGAAAAGUUGCUUGGCUGCUUAGAAAAUGAUUUAAGUGAACAAAGGGAACCUGAAGUCAAAUUUCACUCCAUUGGGAUUAUUUCUGAUGAGUUAGGGGAAAUCAACACUCCAUUGCCUGUUGAUGAAAAUCAAGGUGGCCGUGUUCUCUUUACUCUCCGAGAAGGAUCCAGGUAUCAACUUCGGUUGACGUUUACUGUAAUGCAUAACAUCGUCUCAGGCCUGUCCUACUCGAAUAAAGUCUGGAGAGGAGGAUUGCUAGUUGAUCGGACACAAGGAAUGUUGGGUACUUUUGCCCCCCAGCGAGAGCAGUAUGUCGAAACGUUGGAGGAGGAGACCACUCCUUCUGGUGUUCUUGCAAGGGGAAAUUACUCUGCAAAGCUGAAGUUCGAAGACGACGACAAACGGUGUUACAUGGAACUCCCGUAUUCCUUUGAGAUCAAGAAGGGCAGUUAAUUGAGUUUGAGUCUGAGUCGGCACGCAUCUUUCUUGGACCUUUUCUUCUUAUUGUUUUCCUCUAAUGAACUGGUGGUCGUCUUUUUCACCCUUUUACAUAUUUGAACCACAGUUGGAAAUAUGCAAGAUUUUCAUAUUGAAUCUUGAAUGUCUAUGAAUGGAAGUUCUCGUAAAUUGGCACACAA
Messenger RNA from Cucurbita maxima (winter squash), 1086 nucleotides. Its product is annotated as rho GDP-dissociation inhibitor 1-like. The transcript has 6 exons. Bases 218 to 901 code for a protein of 227 amino acids. The record is from RefSeq and is a predicted model, not a curated record. Gene Ontology annotation, biological process: Rho protein signal transduction. Gene Ontology annotation, cellular component: cytosol; cytoplasm; membrane. Gene Ontology annotation, molecular function: Rho GDP-dissociation inhibitor activity; protein binding. Lineage: Eukaryota; Viridiplantae; Streptophyta; Magnoliopsida; Cucurbitales; Cucurbitaceae.